Salarias fasciatus (jewelled blenny) is the source of this 1083-nucleotide messenger RNA. It is a transcript of the gene kng1, whose product is annotated as kininogen 1. NCBI's taxonomy places the organism in Eukaryota, Metazoa, Chordata, Actinopteri, Blenniiformes, Blenniidae. Gene Ontology annotation, cellular component: extracellular region; blood microparticle. The record is from RefSeq and is a predicted model, not a curated record. The transcript is spliced from 8 exons. Bases 1 to 1083 code for a protein of 360 amino acids. Gene Ontology annotation, molecular function: cysteine-type endopeptidase inhibitor activity. Gene Ontology annotation, biological process: negative regulation of endopeptidase activity; positive regulation of cytosolic calcium ion concentration; negative regulation of blood coagulation.
AUGAGGAGUGCCGUGGGGCUGUGUGUGCUGGGCCUGUUGUGCCUCCACCGCUCAGUGUUUGGGCAGCCUGGAGUCCUGAUCUUCUGUGAUGACCCCUCGGUGGAGAAGGCCGUGCACAGCGCCGUGCACAAGUUCAACCAGGAAGUGCUCACUGGACACAAGCUCGCCCUCUAUCAGAUACUUUCAGCCAGCAAGUCGGAGAACGGCUCGGAAUCCCUGUAUUCAGUGCAGUUCACCAGCAGACGGAGCGACUGUCCAGCUGGCAGCAGCAAACCCUGGACAGACUGCGACUACCUGUCAUCCGGAAGCAAGAAACCGAUUCCAUGCAACGCCACAGUGCUGAUGACAGAGACUGAAGCUGACACCAAAGAGGUGGACUGUCAGAUUGAGGAACUUGUUGUUCCAGAGAGAGUUUCCUGCAUGGGCUGCCCGAAGGAGAUCGACAACAACUCGGAGGACCUGAAGGUCCCCGUCUCCGCCUCCAUCGCCAAGUACAACUCCGACUCCAACUCCACUCACCUGUUCGCCCUGCAUGAGCUCGGCUACGCCACCAGACAGGUGGUUGCAGGUUUCAGGUACAAGUUGAAAUUUGACAUGAGGAAGACGACCUGCACCAAGGCUGAGCACAAAGAACUCCACGAGCGGUGUGUCCCCAAUGAAGCCGAUGUGGAGUUUGUAAACUGUAACUCUACGGUGGACACAGCGCCAUGGAGGCUGGAGACCCCGGCGGUCAUGAUACAGUGCGAACUGGGCCUCCUGCCUUUCACGCCUUUCAGCAGGCGUCGUCCUCCCGGCUUUUCUCCUCUCAGGCACGUCAAACAUGAGCAUCCCUCGUCCACCACAAGCCCUCCCACGACUGCACCACCCCCCUCUAAGGCCUCCGUCAAAGAGGAUUCGUCUGAGGAAGACCUGUCGGCCCCCAGCUCGUCGUCUGAUCCCAACGACAGCCCUUUCCACUGUCCAGCCAAGCCCUGGAAACCUUUCCAUCCGGUCCAAGUGGGGCUGGAGAAGACUAAGGUGGAGGAGGCCCCCACCCAGCCCACACCAGAAGGCACCUUAAAAGAUACAGACCUGCUGUCUUAA